Molecule: messenger RNA, 3094 nt
Organism: Zonotrichia leucophrys gambelii
Lineage: Eukaryota; Metazoa; Chordata; Aves; Passeriformes; Passerellidae
Gene: COG5
Product: component of oligomeric golgi complex 5
Exons: 22
Coding region: 58-2508 (816 amino acids)
Biological process (GO): intra-Golgi vesicle-mediated transport
Cellular component (GO): COG complex
Source: RefSeq, a predicted model, not a curated record
GCCAUCAUCGCCAUGCGCCGCGUCCGGGAGUGACGCGCGGGCUCCGGCACCGCCAGCAUGGAGGAGGCGGGGGCCGCCCCCGCCCCGGCGCUCGCCGAGCUGCGGGCAGACGAAUGCUAUGCUGACUUCUUCAGAGAAGACUUUGAUGUGAAAGCUUACACUUCCCAGUCCAUCCAUCAGGCUGUGAUAGCUGAGCAGCUGGCCAAACUUGCUCAAGGUAUUAGUCAGUUGGAUAAAGAGCUGCAUUUACAAGUUGUUGCAAGACAUGAAGAUCUGUUGGCCCAAGCAACUGGAAUUGAAUCCCUGGAAGGUGUCCUCCAAAUGAUGCAAACUAGAAUUGGUGCUCUACAAAGCACUGUUGAUAGAAUUAAAGUCAAAAUUGUUGACCCCUACAACAAAAUAGUGUCUCGCACAGCUCAGCUAGCAAAACUUCAAGCUGCCUGUGACUUGCUGCGGAGGAUAAUACGCAUCUUGUAUCUCAGUAAGAGACUUCAAGGACAGCUGCAAGGAGGAAGCAGAGAGAUAACAAAAGCUGCCCAGAGUCUCAAUGAACUUGAUUAUCUUUCUCAAGGGAUUGAUCUGUCUGGAAUAGAAGUGAUUGAAAAUGACCUGCUUUUUAUUGCAAGAGCUCGUCUUGAGGUGGAAAACCAGGCUAAAAGGUUGCUUGAGCAAGGUGUGGAGACUCAGAAUCCUACUCAAGUGGGAACUGCUCUUCAGGUUUUCUAUAAUCUUGGGACUUUGAAGGAUACCAUUGCUAAUGUGGUGGAUGGAUACUGCACAGUGCUGGAAGAGAACAUAAAAAAUGCUUUGGAUAUCAAAGUGUUGACCCAACCAUCUCAAACAGUUGCAAGAGGUGGCCCUGGUCGAGCUGCUAUGCCAACACCUGGGAACACAGCAGCUUUUCGAGCAGCCCUCUGGACAAACAUGGAGAAACUCAUGGAUCAGAUCUGUGCUGCUUGUGGACAGGUGCAGCAUUUGCAGAAAGUACUGGCAAAGAAAAGAGAUCCUGUGUCACAUGUCUGCUUCAUAGAGGAGAUAGUUAAGGAUGGCCAGUCUGAUAUUUUGUACAAAUUUUGGACUGCAGUUACCCAGACACUUUCCUCUCAGUUUCAGUCAGCAACAGACUCCUCUAUGUUUUUGAAACAAGCAUUUGAAGGAGAAUACCCUAAAUUACUGAGGCUUUAUAAUGACUUGUGGAAGCGCCUCCAACAAUAUAGUCAAAAUAUUCAGAGGAAUUUUAACACAAGUGGAACUACUGAUCUUUUUGCUGAACUACAACAAAUGGAAGAAGAUGCACAGGACAUAUUCAUGCAAAAAAAUGAAGAUUAUGAUCCAGAAAAGGCCUUGAAGGAUUCACUGCAACAAUAUGAAGCUGCCUAUUUGUCAAAAUCCUUGUCUCGACUGUUUGACCCCAUCAAUCUUGUCUUUCCUCCUGGAGGUCGGAAUCCUCCCUCUUCUGACGAGCUUGACAGCAUCAUUAAAACUAUAGCCAGUGAGCUAAAUGUGGCUGCUGUUGAUCCAGACCUGAGUUUAGCUGUGGCCAAAAAUGUGGCGAAGACCAUUCAGCUUUUCGGUGUAAAAUCAGAGCAACUUCUGUCCACUCAAGGAGAUGCCAGCCAGGUGAUUGGGCCACUGACAGAGGGCCAGAGGAGGAACGUGGCUGUGGUCAAUUCUCUGUACAAACUGCACCAGGCUGUUCUGAAGGUUAUUACCAGUCAGAGCUCAUUUCCAGCAGCUGCUGAGCAAACUGUCACAACUGCCUUAAAGGCAGUCCAUGAUCUAAUGGGAAGUGCUGUUCAGCCGCUACUGAACUCUGUAGGAGAUUCAGUGGAAGCUAUUAUCAUCACUAUGCACCAGGAAGAUUUUUCUGGAUCAUUAUCCGGCUCAGGAAAACCAGAUGUCCCUUGUUCUCUCUACAUGAAAGAGCUUCAGGGUUUCAUAGCAAGAGUCAUGAGCGACUACUUCAGGCAUUUUGAGUGUUUUGACUUUGUCUUUGAUAACACUGAAGCCAUGGCUCAAAGAGCAAUUGAGCUUUUCAUUCGCCAUGCCAGUCUGAUCAGGCCCCUCGGAGAAGGGGGGAAGAUGCGCCUGGCAGCGGAUUUUGCACAGAUGGAGUUAGCAGUAGCCCCGCUGUGUCGGCGAGUCUCUGACCUGGGCAAGUCCUACAGACAGCUGAGGUCAUUCAGACCACUGCUGUUCCAGACCAGUGAGCAUAUUGCCAGUAGCCCAGCUCUGGGAGAGGUUAUUCCAUUCAGCAUUAUUCUUCAGUUCUUAUUUACAAGAGCACCACCAGAGCUAAAAUCACCCUUCCAGAGGGCUGAGUGGUCCAUUGCCCGCUACUCCCAGUGGCUCGAUGAUCAUCCAGCUGAGAAAGACAGGCUUGCUCUCAUACGUGGUGCACUGGAAGCUUAUGUUCAAUCAGUGAGAACAAGAGAGGGAAAGGAGUUUGCACCAGUCUAUCCCAUAAUGGUUCAGCUGCUGCAGAAAGCCAUGUCAAGCCUUCAGUGAGCACACCUGGACAAGGCUCUCACACCAGGGGAUGGAUGGUAACACAGCUGGGGGCUUUGGUGCACAAUGGGUACUCACUGUUCAUGUAAAUUAUCCCCAAGUACAUCAGCUUUACAAUGACACGUUUACCUACUUCAUGUCUGAAACUUCUGUCUUCUUGCUUUAUGUUCACAUUACAGGAACUUACUUAUACAGAAAUAUUAUAAGGAAAUUGUACAACUUUUAUGUGCUGUAAGUCUACAUCUAAUUGAAACAUUCUUAAGCAUUCCUUUUGAAUUUAGAACAGUAUAAAAUUAGAACUCAAAUAUUACAGUGUAAUUGCUGAAUAUCUCAAAUAAGGAAGCAGCUCUUUUCCUACAAGUAGAGUUUUAAACAGUUGAAUACAUUUUAGCUGUAUUCAGAAAAUUGUACUUUUGAAACGUUUGAAUCAUCAGUUUCCAUCUAAAAAUCACUAAUUUUAACACAAGGAAAAAUAUUUAUAACUAACCUAAAUGCUUCUCUAUUGCACUGCUAUUUGCUUAGAAAUAAUUUAUAUUGAUUUCAACUCUUCUUGCUUAAACUGUAAUAAAGAACAUUAACUAUCCAA